ACCCUAAACGCGAAAACCUUUCAAGCUUCUCGUAAACCUAGCUACACCAGUCUCGCUUGUGAUCGGAAUCCAUGGGCAAGUCUAGCAAGAAAUCCGCCACCAAAGUUGAAUCACCUGCUUCAAUGACAAAGCCACUCAAGAAAGGUAAGAGAGAUGCCGAGCAGGAUUUGGACAUCCAAGUUCCGAAGAAGCAGAAGAAAGAGUUGAUUGAUGCUGUUCAGAAGGAGAUAUCUGAGAAAACAGUACCGAAGAAGAUAGAGAGUAGCAGUUCUGACUCAUCUGAUUCUUCUGAUUCUGAGGAAGAUCAGAAGACUAAGAAAGUCCUUGCAAAGGAACCUCCUUCUAAGCAGAAGGAUGACUCUUCUUCUGAUGACUCUUCUUCGGAGGAGGAACCUGCGCCUGUGAAGAAGCAACCAGAACCUAUCAAGAAAGACAAGGUAGAGAGCAGCUCAUCUGAUGAUGAUUCUUCUUCAGACGAGGAAACUGCCCCUGUGAAGAAGCAACCAGCAGGAGUCCUUGAGAAGCAACCAGAACCUAUUAAGAAAGACAAGGUAGAGAGCAGUUCAUCUGAUGAUGAUUCAUCUUCAGACGAGGAAACUGCCCCUGUGAAGAAGCAACCAGCAGCAGUCCUUGAGAAGCAACCAGAACCUAUUAAGAAAGACAAGGUAGAGAGCAGUUCAUCUGAUGAUGAUUCUUCUUCAGACGAGGAAACUGCCCCUGUGAAGAAGCAACCAGCACCAGUCCUUGAGAAGUCCAAGGCAGAAAGCAGUUCAUCAGAUGAUGGAUCUUCUUCGGACGAGGAACCCGCCCCUGUAAAGAAGGAACCUACAAUUGUUAAGAAAGACAGUUCUUCUGAGGGUGAAUCUUCUUCAGAUGAGGAAACCGCCGCAGUGAAGAAGCAGCCAACAACAGUUCUUAAGGAUGCCAAGGCAGACAGCAGUUCAUCGGAUGAUGGAUCUUCUUCUGACGAGGAAUCUGCCCCUGUGAAGAAGCAACCCGCAGCCCUUAAGAAUGCCAAAGCAGAUAGCAGUUCAUCAGAGGAGGAAUCUUCUUCGGACGAGGAGCUCACACCUGCCAUAAAGCCAACUGUUGUUAAGAAUAUCAAACCAGCUGCAAAAGAUUCAUCAUCCUCAGAGGAAGAUUCUGAUGAGGAGGAAAGUGAUGAUGAAAAACCUCCUACAAAGAAGGCUAAAGUUUCAUUAACAAAAACUUCUAAAAAAGAAAGCUCUAGUGAGGAAUCUAGUGAUGAAUCUGAUAAGGAGGAGAGUAAAGAUGAGAAAGUGACCCCAAAGAAAAAGGAUUCUGAUAUUGAAAUGGUGGAUGCAGAGCAGAAAUCAAAUGCAAAGCAGCCAAAGACACCAACUACUCAGACUCAGGGAGGAUCAAAGACGCUAUUUGCUGGAAAUCUUUCCUUUCAAAUUGAGAGAUCUGACAUGGGAUAUGGGCAUGUUGAAUUUGCUUCUCCAGAAGAAGCUCAGAAGGCAUUGGAACUGAACGGUGAAAUGUUACUAGGGCGCGAUGUUCGGCUUGAUCUUGCUAACGAGAGGGGUCAACGAAACAGCAAUCCUGGCCGCAAAGGAGAAGGAAGCCAAAGUCGAACGAUUUUUGUUAGAGGAUUCAAUUCUUCUCUUGGCGAAGAUGAAAUCAAGAAAGAGUUGAGAACUCUUUUUAGUAACUGCGGAGAGGUGACAAGGGUUCAUGUUCCAACAGAUCGUGAGACUGGUGCUUGCAGGGGGUUGGCUUACAUAGAUUUGACGAAUGGAUUCGAUGAGGCGUUGCAACUGAGCGGAAGUGAAAUUGGAGGAUGGAACAUACAUGUGGAAGAGUCUAGACCAAGAGAUAGUGAUGAGGGGCGUUCCUCAAACAGAGCACCUGGUAGAGCACCUCGUGGACGUUACUCAGAUAGAGCACCUCGUGGACGUUACUCAGAUAGAGGAGCACCUCGUGGCCGUUCCUCAGAUAGAGGAGCACCUCGUGGCCGUUUCAGUACGCGUGGAAGAGGACCCAGCAAACCAAGUGUAAUUGAAUCAGCUCUAGGGAAGAAGACGGUCUUUAAUGAUGAAGAGUAGAAGAAAGCUUUUUUUGUUGGAGAGGGCUCUUGGUUUUUGUUCUAUCUUAUAGUAGUAGCUUUUUUGGCCUAGUUUCUUUUUGUUUUCUAUUGAGAAAAGCAUUAAGCUUUAUGUGAUGAGUUGUACUCUUCUUAAGAUAUUUUAUGUUGGUUUUUCUUAAACUUAAGAGCAGUUUACUAUGCUGCGUAAAUUUUGGAAUAAAUCGCUUAACUUCAU
This is a messenger RNA of Arabidopsis arenosa, 2285 nucleotides long. The record is from the annotation of a GenBank genome assembly. Lineage: Eukaryota; Viridiplantae; Streptophyta; Magnoliopsida; Brassicales; Brassicaceae.